Dentiscutata erythropus is the source of this 1459-nucleotide messenger RNA. The record is from the annotation of a GenBank genome assembly. Lineage: Eukaryota; Fungi; Glomeromycota; Glomeromycetes; Diversisporales; Gigasporaceae.
AUGAUCAACAUUUCCGAACAAACAUCUGAUUGUGGCACGCAUAUAAAAAACAACAGUUAUAGACAAGAGUGGACUUUAAAUAAACUUAACUGCGUUCUCAUAAAAACACAAGAGUGGAUUUAUAAAAAUCCCCCAGUACUAGAAAACAAAUAUGACGGCUCAUUUAUUAAUAUACAGAAGUUUUUUAAUGUCGCAAGCAAUAAUUUAUCAAAUGAUUUUAAUAAUGAAGUCGAGUCUAAACGCGAAAAUGAUGCUAAUAAUAAAGUAAAACUAGACAUGUCUGAUCUUUCUCAAGUUGAUCGUGGGAGUAGUUCGAAGACCUCCAUAACAGCUGAUUCAUCGUCAAGCAAUACAAGUGGAUCAAACAGUGGCAAUCCUUUGGCAUCUCAGAUACCACCGAUGCAUCACUUAUCUCAUAGCCAGCCGGAUAGAAGCUUAAUUUUUAUUGGAGAAUCGUCUAUACGUGCAGGAACUUCAGACAAUGGAAUAUGUAAUAAUAUAGGAAAUAAUAAAAGAAAGAAGAAAAAAGAAGAAACCGAUUUUAGUAAGAAGACGUCCAAGAAAAUAAAGACUUUCAAUUCUAAUGAAGUUGCACUGACAACAUUUAAAUCACCUAAUCAUUUAAAUUCUCCAAUGCCUGAGUCCCUUGGACGUGUAAAUAUAUCAACCCUUGAAUCAACCAAACUUUUAAACACACCCAAUCGUUUAAAUUCGACAGCAUUUUUACCUAGAAAUUUACUUAUAUCGUCGCAAAAACAACCUAAACAAUUGAGUGAGAAAGCUGCAGGAAAAUUAAUAGUUGAUCCCGUGGAGAGUUUAAAUAUUUCAGUGAGAGAGCAGAAAGAAAAUAAUGAAACAUCAGAAGAUUGGAAGCAAAAAUCGGGUGAUUCGUGUAAUAAAUAUACACAACAGGAAAAUAAAAAUAAACUCAGCGCAAAGGAUCAAGUAAAACGCUACAAAAAAAAAUGUGGAAAAAGAAAGUCUCAAAUCAUUGUGAAACUACCGACAGAAAAUUUAAGAACUGAUCUUGAAAUCAUUCCUACCAUUGGGGUUUCACUUUUUGCAAAAUUGGCUACGGGAUAUGUUAAAUAUCGGCCUCAAUGGGAGAUGUUCGAAUAUUUAGGAGACAGUGUACUCGAGCACUGUCUCCUAAAAAUUGCAAAAGGAAAGUAUCUCGUUAAUUAUUCGGUAGAGGCAAUCGAGUUAGGUGUAAAGGUAAUGGCUACCAAUAAAGUUUUGGCGGCCUAUACCAUUACAACGGGUCUUCAUAAGCUUAAUUGUAUGGAAUUUUUAGAAAUUAAAAAGCUUCAUGCAGACGCGUUUGAAGCCUAUAUCGGUACAUACUAUAUUGCUUGUGGGGAGCAAGCAACAUGUAAUUAUUUAGAAAAAUUGAUGUCCCCAUUAUUUGAUGCUAUUAUGCAGGAAGCAGAAUCAAAUAAGGAUGUAUACCAUUUCUAUG